AUGCAAAAAAUAAAUGUUUACCAAAUUGACUCCGUGUGGGGUUGGGCUUCGCCCCCGCUGCGUUUGCAGCUGGGUAACACGCGUGGACACAAAAGGAUGGGCGAGGGCGGGUCGCCGGGCGGUGGCGGCGGCGCGCGGCUGUCGCACACCUCGGAGAAGCACCCGCGCGCCAUCCUUGGGGAGCUCUCCGCUCUACGACGCCAUCGCGAGCUCUGUGAUGUCGUCCUCAAUGUUGCUAAUCGUAAAUUAUUUGCACACAGAGUCAUACUAUCAGCAUGCAGUCCAUAUUUUCGAGCAAUGUUCACUGGUGAGCUAGCAGAGUCGAGAGCUACCGAGGUGACGAUUCGAGAUGUGGACGAGCAGGCUAUGGAACAACUAGUCGAGUUUUGUUACACAGCCCAUAUCGUUGUUGAAGAGAGCAAUGUACAGGCUUUACUGCCAGCAGCGUGUCUUCUCCAGUUGCAAGAGAUUCAGGAUGUAUGCUGUGAAUUCCUUAAGAGACAGCUUGACUGCUCCAAUUGCCUCGGAAUCCGUGCCUUCGCCGACACACACUCUUGCCGAGAACUCCUUCGCAUUGCCGAUAAGUUCACACAACAGAAUUUCCCAGAGGUAAUGGAGAGCGAGGAGUUUCUGCUGCUACCUGCGGCACAGUUGAUCGACAUUGUGUCGUCGGACGAGCUGAACGUGAGGUCCGAGGAGCAAACAUUCCAGGCUGUGAUGUCUUGGGUGAAGUACAACGUGGCCGAGAGGCGGCAGCACUUGGCGCAGGUGUUGCAGCACGUGCGGCUGCCGCUGCUGAGCCCCAAGUUCCUGGUGGGCACCGUCUCCUCGGAGCUGCUCAUCCGCUCGGACGACGCGUGCCGCGACCUGCUCGACGAGGCCAAGAACUACCUGCUGCUGCCGCAGGAGCGCCCGCUCAUGCAGGGCCCACGCACGCGGGCGCGCAAGCCGUGCCGGCGCGGCGAGGUGCUGUUCGCGGUGGGCGGCUGGUGCUCGGGCGACGCCAUCGCCUCCGUGGAGCGCUUCGAGCCGCAGACGGGCGAGUGGAAGAUGGUGGCGCCCAUGUCCAAGCGCCGCUGCGGCGUGGGCGUGGCCGUGCUGCACGACCUGCUCUACGCCGUGGGCGGCCACGACGGCCAGAGCUACCUCAACAGCAUCGAGCGCUACGACCCCCAGACCAACCAGUGGUGCGGCGCGGUGGCGCCCACGUCGUCGUGCCGCACGUCGGUGGGCGUGGCCGUGCUGGAGGGCGCGCUCUACGCCGUAGGCGGCCAGGACGGCGUGCAGUGCCUCAACCACGUAGAGCGCUACGACCCCAAGGAGAACCGCUGGACAAAGGUGGCGUCGAUGACGACGCGGCGGCUGGGCGUGGCGGUGGCGGUGCUGGGCGGGCACCUGUACGCGGUGGGCGGCUCCGACGGGCAGGCGCCGCUCAACUCGGUGGAGCGCUACGAGCCGCGCGCCAACAAGUGGACGCCCGUAGCGGCCAUGUCUACGCGCCGCAAGCACCUCGGCUGCGCGGUCUACGACGGCCAGAUCUACGCGGUGGGCGGCCGCGACGACUGCACCGAGCUCUCCUCCGCCGAGAGGUACGAGCCCGCCACUGACACGUGGUCGCCGGUGGUGGCGAUGACGUCACGGCGUAGCGGCGUGGGCCUCGCCGUGGUCAACGGGCAGCUCUACGCCGUAGGCGGCUUCGACGGCACCGCCUACCUCAAGUCCAUCGAGGUGUUCGACCCGGAGUCGAACCAGUGGCGGCUCUGCGGCGCCAUGAACUACCGGCGGCUGGGCGGCGGCGUGGGCGUCAUGCGCGCGCCCCACCACGACGCCCACUACAUAUGGAACCGCAAAGACUCCGUGGUG
Molecule: messenger RNA, 1863 nt
Organism: Iphiclides podalirius (scarce swallowtail)
Lineage: Eukaryota; Metazoa; Arthropoda; Insecta; Lepidoptera; Papilionidae
Source: the annotation of a GenBank genome assembly